GUCGUCCGGCCCCCUCCUCUCGAGGUGCGGGAACAUCUGGCGACAAGGCGACAACAGUGUUAACCCCCCACCACGCCGGAGGGUGGCCGCACCGGCGACGAACACGACCACUACCCCGCCGGAAGAAAUUGGCAGGCACGUGUGGGAGUCUUGUCACUAACAGAUGCGGGGACCAACUGCUGAGAACAUAACGAACAGGAUGUCGAGCAUGCGUGUUGGUAGCGAUGCGGAUGGGGACAACACCCUGAGGGCGACUGGUGACGAAUCUUCAGGUUUUCAUUGCGAGGACGAAGCGGACGAUGAGGAAGAGUUGGAGAUUCGACCCCUGGGUGUGCGUGGUAGAGGGAGGGGUGGAUGCGAGUGUCAACAAAAUCGGGGAUCCCGUCGUGGUCGAAUAUCGAAGGCACCUGCAGGCGACAAGGGUGGUAAACAUCCGACUUGGAGUGUUGAGGAGAUGCUGAAGCUCGCUCAGGUGAAGCGGGAUCAGCAAGCUCAUUUCGAUGGCAUGCCGCACAACUACGGCCCCAUACGCAAUAGGGAAUGGAAGUUGCAGGACCUGCAGAAGCGUUUGGUGGAGAACGCCUCCUGGGGGAAGAACUUCUUCAACUUAACGCCUGCAUUGAGAACGAAAGAGGGCUUCAACUUCCGAAUGGAUGAGCGAAUGUACCUUGACAACCUCGCCGACACGAGUGCCCGUGGAGAAGUGCAGAUGUCGGGGGACACGCAACGUCCAUCAUCGGUCGAGGGAGAAUCUGUCGCAGGAGGAGACGCGGGUGAUGGCAAUGAUGAAGAUGGAGGGUCGGCGAGGGAGUCCGGGUUCAGUGCACGCAGCACGGGCAACGCUGGCAAGAGGAAGAACAUGCGCCAGCGGACGUUCGACAUCAUCGCCGAAGUCAUGGAGAAGCACGGUGCAUUGAUGGCGGACACUGUGGAGAAGGAAAGCAACCGGCAGUGUUCCAUCCUGGAGUGGCAGUGCGACAUACUCGAGCAUGAGGUCGACGCCCAGAAGCGGCACUACGAGGCGUUCGACGAGGCGAACAAGAUGAUGUGCAGUGCGUUGAUGGAGAUCGCGAAAGCCAUCAGGGACAUGGGGGAGAAGAUGUCUCAGUCGUGGAGAUCGCCGACGCUUGGAUUUGGAAGAGAUAGCGUAAGCAGGGAGCAUUUUGAAGCACUAGUUGCCCUUGGUGCGCCAAGAAUUGGUCAUGGUGGUGGAAGUGGAAGCGUGCGUUCUCAAGGGAUCGUCAUUAGUGAGUUGGCACCACAAACACUUGUGACUUCAACGGCGAUGAUCGUGUCCGCUGUUGAACGUGGGGACAAAGGACCCGUCCAUGUGCCACAAGAGCGCCACGUGGAGCCGUCGAACAUGAACACGGUUGGCGGGUGGUCGAGGGAAGUUGUCUUGUUGUCGCAUGCAGGAAGCGGCGCCACCGCACCACGUGGCCUCAUCAUGCCACCCCCAGAUGUUCCACGUUUGCGAAUCCACGAUCCUGCGCCGCAGGAUGCAACCCUUGGACGAGCGAGAAGGAUGGAGAACGUCGCUAUGCGAGUCAUCCACCGGUGGAUCUUCAGGUUGUCUUCAAGAUCCGACGGUUUCGCCCGCGAUGAGUCGUAUGUCGCCGUUGAUUACACGACCAAUCUGGCGAGAGCAGUUUGGCAGAGCGUGGAGUGGUCGAGGGUAGUGUCGCCUAGUGUUGUUUACCACACGCUCGCUCUAAGGAUCGACAUUCCAUUGUGGUAUGUGGGGGCCUACAUCGAGGACAGGCUUGAGGACGAUGACAUGGCUGCCCAUCAAGAGUCCACAAUUUUGCGUUUGGCUUCCAGCUUUCACGAUGCGCUCCGAGGCAGCCAAUGGUCCGACAACGGAAAGAUGUCCCUGUCAAGGUUGAGCAGAUUCGGGAAUGCCUUCCGCCUGCUUCUCGCCACGUGCAUGUGGAUCAUGUGCAUGGGAGGCGAUGACGUGCGCUCCCACGAGGAGGCGUUGUACUACUCGCAACUCGAGGUGAAGCCUAUGCUCAUGGCGGCAGGGUCGCAGCCCUUCAGCUGACGCCGACAUAUACUCCAGUCCGCAAAUGCGAUUUUGACUCGCCUCGGGAAGCCGCCCUUGACGAUGGGUGCGUAUCCCAACUACAUC
Molecule: messenger RNA, 2131 nt
Organism: Chara braunii
Lineage: Eukaryota; Viridiplantae; Streptophyta; Charophyceae; Charales; Characeae
Source: the annotation of a GenBank genome assembly